Molecule: messenger RNA, 2255 nt
Organism: Ruditapes philippinarum (Manila clam)
Lineage: Eukaryota; Metazoa; Mollusca; Bivalvia; Venerida; Veneridae
Product: decapping and exoribonuclease protein-like
Exons: 7
Coding region: 411-1523 (370 amino acids)
Biological process (GO): NAD-cap decapping; nuclear-transcribed mRNA catabolic process
Cellular component (GO): nucleus; cytosol
Molecular function (GO): mRNA 5'-diphosphatase activity
Source: RefSeq, a predicted model, not a curated record
AAAAAUAAUAAGUACAGUUGGUAAAAUUUCAAUGUCUGCAAGUGCAAAAACAAGAGUUAACAAUUAUGAUUUAGACAUCUUAUAUGUGAAAUUCUGUUCAAGAAAAAUGUUUAAGUAUAGAAUUCCGCCCAUAGUGAAGACCAUUCCUUCCCAAGAAAAUUUCAAAGUUGAAAAUUCUGUCCAAGAUGAAAUGUUUAAGUAUAAAUUCUGCUCCAAAUAAAAUUCCAGCCGGAAUUUUUCUAGUUUUCCGCCCAGAAAAGUGAACAAAAUAUUUUUCUUGUGAGACGGAAUGACACGGAAUUUGCGUUUCCGUUCCUGGUCCGCCCAGAAAUCACUGAUUCCGUGUCAAUUCCGUGCCAAUUCCGCCCAGAAUCCGUGCCAAAAUUUCGUACAGGUACAUUUCUUGCAAAAUGGCUGAAAACAAAGACUAUUCGGAAACUAGAAGUACAAGCUUAGACGCACGAAAUCGUAGACAAUUUGAUAAAAUGUCUCCAUUUUUCAAGCAGCCCCUUGAAAUAGGAGCAUUUUCCUUGGAUAUUUCUAGGAAUUUCGAUAACUCGAGAAACCAGCUGAAAUUCUUCAUUAAACCUCAAGAUUUACAGAAAGUGGAAUUUAAUUUGCGGAAAGGUUACCGUAAAAUGAUAAGAAAAGACGAUUCUAAACCCGAAUAUAUUGACAACAUAUUGAGGUGGAUUACAAACAACCCGGAUGAGCUUAGUAUCAAGGGGACCCAUGAAGGAACAUCAAGCCAAUUGAAUACGGACUUUGUUUGCUGGCGAGGGUUGUUGACAAAAUUUCUGUGCACACCGUACGAAAAUAGGGAAGGUUGGCUGGUUGCAAUCACCCUUUUUAAUGGCACAUAUUACUUAUGUGAGUUUGAGACAGAGCAGAAAAAAGAACAGAAUGCCUCAAGAACUCAAAGAGAUGAUGAAAUGUGUUGCUGGGGUUGGAAGUUUGAGCAAUACUUAACUGCUGAUUCCCCUAGCAGUGAACCUGAUACAGAUACAGCAUAUAACAACUGUGAAGCUUUCUGUACUGUUGUACGCUCAAGACUAAACUCACAUUCAUUAGUGUACUCAGGAGAAGUGGAUGCUGAAUAUACUGAUAAUGUGUAUGGUAAACACUACAUAGAACUUAAAACAACACGAGAAAUAACUCAUCCAAGACAAAAUGUCAACUUUAAAAGAUUUAAAGUAAUAAAAUGGUGGGCACAGAGUUUUCUGGUUGGUAUACCCGAAAUAGUGUGCGGUUACAGGGAUGAUGAUGGCAUUGUUCAUAGAUUGGAAUCAUUUAACACGAUGAAAUUACCGGAAUUUGCAAAGGAUAUACGUGAUCCUUGGAAACCAAAUGUAUGUUUCAAUUUUCUGGACCAACUGCUUUCGUUUAUAAAGUCUACUGUAACAGUUGAUAAUCAUAGAAUCGUGUAUCUGCUGCAAUGGUCGCCUAAUGAAAAAGUUUGGUGUAGCAAGCCUCUGAAUAACACAGAUUAUUUAUUUCUGCCCGAUUGGUACACAAAGGAAUGAAAAAAAUAAAUGAUGACUUGAUUUUGACUUUAUUUUUAAUUUAUCAUGUUCCAUAAUGACUUUGAAUCUGACAAUUUUAUUUUUUGUGAAAUUGUUUUUUACUUCGCAUAUCUGUUAUUUAGAGAAAUAUUCCCACAGUAUCCACAAUAUUUCCCCGAGAGUGUACAACCAACUCUCCACAGAACUAUUUUUCAUUAAGAACUCGGGGGUACACUAUUUGUGUGAGAAGUGGGGGGGGGGGGUAUUUAUUCAACUGUUUCGGGCAGAAAACCUAGUUUUCUGACAUUUUCCUGUCAUGUGUUUUUUGUCAGAUCAUUGAAUGAAUAAGCACCAGGCAAAACAAGCCUCUAAAUGACUUGGGUGAUUAUAUUUUUUGUAAAAUAUGCAAAAGUGAAAAUGAGUCAAAGCAAGCCUCUAAGUGAUUCAGAUGAUACAUAUCUGUCAUAGUGGUACAUCAAUCGUGGAAAUCUUUUGAAGUCUUAAGUGCCUAUUAAUUUAAAGGAGCUCCUAAUUGACUGAUUUUCAAAAGAAUUUCUUUAUCAUCUUGUUUUGUAACUUGCCUUUUAUUUAUAACUAUAUCACUUUGUUACAUGUUACUGAGAAAUGACAGUAUGACAAUUUCUUGUUUUAUAUUAUUGUGUUCUUCAGCAGCAUUGUUUUCAUAGGUAGAAUCUGUAUAUGAACAUGUAAUACAGCAUAUUUAAACUAAUUUUAUUUUUUUAUGUCAAACAA